AUGCGGAGCCCUCUUACCUACAACAACGGCCAGAUCAUGGGGACCGAGUAUCGGUUGGCAAUCAUUCGCCUUGUUCAAUUCCAGAGAGAGCACACUUGGAGUCCCAGACAAGCGGGACCAGGGUUGGUGGCAACAUUCCCACUCAACCGAAAAGCCACGGUGCAAGUCCGCUACCGCUGCCACCAUCAGGACCUUAUCAGGUACCGAGGCCGCCGUCUAAUCAGCACCGUGGUCCUCCACAUGUCUCUCUACUAUCAGCACCGACUCGACCUCGCCGCGGACCUGGCCCACGUGAAGCUUGGACGGGACCUCCGCCGGUGCGCCGUGGAACUGUUGCACCUGCGCAAGCCCCACCAGCAGGUCCUCGCGCUUCUUUUUCAUCCCCGGCACCAGGUGGCAGUUACCGACAUUCGAUUUCCCGGCAACCCAGCACUCCAUCUGUGA
Penicillium digitatum Pd1 is the source of this 444-nucleotide messenger RNA. Its product is annotated as ER lumen protein retaining receptor. Lineage: Eukaryota; Fungi; Ascomycota; Eurotiomycetes; Eurotiales; Aspergillaceae. The record is from RefSeq and is a predicted model, not a curated record.